GGCUCUCUCUCUCUCUCUCUCUCUCUCUCUCUCUCCUCCACGACACAGACUCCCACCGUGACUGCGCGCAAGUCUCUCUCCACCCCCCCCGCCGGCCUCGUCCUCUGCUCUCCGAGCUGCUGAACUUCUCCUCAGCGCCGCUGGCACACUGGAUCGCCGACCUUGGCAGCGCGCUGCGCGGAGGAACUUUACCGGGUGGAAGAGAGGGGCGUGUGGGUGGGUGCGUGUUCCGUAUCGGGCGCACCUUUCCCCCAGCAAGGAUUCGAGGAGGAGGGGGGAAGACAAAUGAAAAGAAGUCUCCUCGCUGCUUGUGGACAACUGUGACCGCUCCGGUUGGUGCGCGAGGCGAGCGACGGGGAAGUUUGGAGUCGAAGGGAGAGAGAGAGAGGGGCACGGAGCAGCUCAGCAUCUCAAGGACGCGAGGAGAGGAGGAGGAGGAGGAGGAGGAAGAAGAAGUAGUCGGUGGGAAAGUGUACGAGGAGCCGCCUCGCCUCCUCACAGGUGCACCGGCACACGGACCGACCGCGUGUGGACUUCGCCUGGAUUCAUCUCGACUGAGCCACGUCGGACUGACUUGACGCGUAAAAGGGGGAGAAAAAAAACAACCCAUAUAUAUCUUUAUGUUUCUAUGGGGCUCGUGGAACUGGAGCGAAUCUGAACUGUAGAAACAAAUUCAGUCUGUGAAUUCAUUUCCCCCCCCACCUUCUUCUUCUUCUUCUUCUUCUUCUUGCGCUCUGGGGUCGGUGCGCGCAACCCGGCGCGAGCGAGCGAGAGAUCGGCGUUCGUCGGCGGAGGGACCGUCACCACCACCACCACCACCACCACACCGGAACUGAAUUCGGGACGCAGUGAACAUGCCCCAGGCGGCGCACCGGGCACUUGUUGGCGUCCACCACCCUGCCCGGGUCGUUGGCACCAUGUUUGGGGACCCGUGGAGCAGACCGACGAUGCGCGCCACAUGGAUAUUAUUUCUCUCCGUCCUCGUCCACUUCGCACAGGCUCAAGAUGACGUGCCCCCCUACUUCAAGACGGAGCCGGUGCGCAGCCAGCUCCACCUGGAGCGCAACAGGCUGGUGCUCACCUGCAUGGCCGAGGGCAGCUGGCCUCUGGAGUUCAAGUGGAUCCACAACAGCACAGAGUUAACUCGCUUCUCGCUGGAGUACAGGUACCUAAUCCCUUCACUGGACCGCUCGCACGCCGGCUUCUACCGCUGCAUCGUCAGGAACCGGGUGGGAGCCCUUCUGCAGAGGCGCACGGAGGUGCAGGUGGCCUUCAUGGGCAGUUUCGAGGAAGGCGAACGCGCCCAGUCGGUCUCUCAGGGAGAGGGCGCCGUGGUGGCGGCGCCGCGCAUCCGCAGCUUCCCCCAGCCGCAGGUCACCUGGUUCAGAGACGGACGCAAGAUUCCACCCAGCAGUCGCAUCGCCAUCACCCUGGACAACACCCUGGUGAUCCUGUCCACGGUCGCGCCGGACGCCGGACGCUACUACGUCCAAGCGGUGAACGACAAGAACGGCGAGAACAAGACCAGCCAGCCCAUCACCUUGUCGGUGGAGAAUGUGGGAGGUCCAGCCGACCCCAUCGCCCCCACCAUCAUCAUCCCUCCCAGGAACACGAGCGUGGUCACGGGCACCUCGGAGGUCACGAUGGAGUGCGUGGCCAACGCCAGGCCUCUCAUCAAGCUGAGCAUCACGUGGCGUAAGAACGGCGUGUUGGUGAGCGGCGGCCUGAGCGACUUCAACCGCCGGCUGACCGUCCUCAGUCCCGCGGUGAGCGACUCCGGCUUCUACGAGUGCGAGGCCAUCCUCCGCAGCAGCAGCGUGCCCUCCGUCAGCGCCGGGGCGUAUCUGCACGUGCUCGAGCCGCCGCAGUUCAUCAAGGAGCCGGAGAAGCACAUUACGGCCGAGAUGGAGAAGGUGGUGGACAUUCCCUGUCAGGCGCGGGGAGUGCCGCAGCCGGACAUCGUGUGGUACAAGGACGCUUUGCCCAUCGACCCGGUGAAGACGCCCAGGUACAGGGUGCUGGUGGGCGGCAGCCUGCAGGUCAACGGCCUCCUGCCCGACGACACGGGGAUGUUCCAGUGCUUCGCCAGGAACAUGGCGGGAGAAGUGCAGACCAACACGUACCUGGCCGUCACCAGCAUCGCCCCGAACAUCACAGCCGGACCCUCCGACAGCACGGUGAUUGACGGCAUGUCAGUCAUCCUGCACUGCGAGACCUCCGGUGCUCCGAGGCCGGCUAUCACCUGGCAGAAAGGUGAGCGCGUGCUGGCCAGCGGCUCGGUCCAGCUGCCCAGGUUCACCCUGCUGGAGUCGGGCAGCCUGCUCAUCUCGCCCUCGCACAUCUCCGACGCCGGCACCUACACGUGCAUGGCGAGCAACUCGCGGGGCAUCGACGAGGCGUCCGCCGACCUCGUGGUCUGGGCUCGCACACGGAUAAACACGCCCCCGCAGGACCAGAGUGUCAUCAAAGGAACCAAAGCCAUCAUGACCUGCGGGGUCACGCACGACCCCAGCGUAACUGUGAGGCACGUCUGGGACAAAGAGGGCUCGGUCAUCAACGUGCAGUCCAUUCCCCGCAUGCGGCUGGACGCCGACGGCACGCUGCACAUCUCGCAGACCUGGUCGGGCGACAUAGGCACGUACACGUGCAGGGUCACCUCGGUGGGCGGCAACGACUCCCACAGCGCACACCUCCGUGUCAGGCAGCUGCCCCACGCCCCAGAGAACCCCACCGCUCUGCUGAGCGCGUCCGAGAAGAGAGCCAUCGACCUGGCCUGGGCCAAGCCUUUCGACGGCAACAGUCCGCUCAUACGCUACAUCCUGGAGGUUUCUGAGAACAAUGCUCCGUGGGCCGUCCUGCUGGCCAACAUCGAGCCGGAGUCCAAGGCGGUGACGGUCAACGGUUUGAUCCCGGCGCGCUCCUAUCAGUUCCGCCUCUGCGCCGUUAAUGAUGUGGGGAAGGGGCAGUUCAGCAAGGAGACGGAGCGUGUCUCUCUCCCGGAGGAGUCCCCCAGCGCUCCUCCCCAGAACGUCAUCGCCAGCGGUCGGACCAACCAGUCCAUCAUGAUCCAGUGGCAGCCCCCGCCGGAAAGCCACCAGAACGGCAUCCUCAGGGGCUACACCAUCCGGUACCGCCUCACCGGCCUGCCCGUCGACUACCAGAUCAAGAACAUCACCAGCCCGGACGUGACCAACCUGCUGCUGGAGGACCUCAUCAUCUGGACCAACUACGAGAUCGAGGUGGCCGCCUACAACGGGGCGGGUUUGGGCACGUUCAGCCACAAGGUCACGGAGUGGACGCUGCAGGGAGUGCCCACCAUCGCCCCCGGCAACGUGCAGGCCGAGGCGGUCAACUCCACGACCAUCCGCUUCACGUGGACGGCGCCCAACCCCCAGUUCAUCAACGGCAUCAACCAGGGCUACAAGUUGCUGGCCUGGGAGCCCGCCAAAGACGAGCACGUCGCCAUGGUGACGGUGCGGCCCAACUUCCAGGACAGCGUCCACGUGGGCUACGUGACGGGCCUGAAGAAGUUCACCGAGUACCACACGUCGGCGCUGUGCUUCACCACGCCGGGGGACGGCCCCCGCAGCUCGCCCAGGGCCCUGAGGACACACGAGGACACCCCCGGCGCCGUGGGUCACCUGAGCUUCACCGAGAUCCUGGACACCUCGCUCAAGGUCAGCUGGAGCGAGCCGGGCGAGAAGAACGGGGUUCUCACAGGCUAUCGCAUUUCGUGGGAGGAGUUCAACCGCACCAACACCAGGGUGACGCACUACCUGCCCAACGUCACGCUGGAGUACAGGGUCACCGGACUCACGGCGCUCACCACCUACACCAUCGAGGUGGCGGGCAUGACCUCCAAGGGCCAGGGCCAGCUGUCCUCCUCCACCAUCUCCUCCGGCGUCCCACCAGAGCUUCCCGGGCCUCCGACCAACAUGGCGAUCUCCAACAUUGGCCCGCGCUCCGUCACCCUGCAGUUCAAGCCCGGGUACGACGGCAAGACGUCCAUCUCCCGUUGGCAGGUGGAGGCCCAGGUGGGUGUGGUGGGCGAGAACGAGGACUGGGUGAUGGUCCACCAGGUGUCCAACGAGCCCGAGGCGCGCUCCCUAGAAGUGCCUGGUCUCAACCCGUACACCUUCUACAGGUUCCGCAUGCGUCAGGUGAACAUAGUGGGAACCAGUCCUCCCAGCCAGCCCUCCAGGAGGAUCCAGACGCUGCCCGCUCCCCCCGACAUGGCCCCCGCCAACGUCACCCUGCGCACCGCCAGCGAGACCAGCCUCUGGUUACGGUGGAUGCCUCUGCCCGAGUGGGAGUACAACGGGAACGCGGAGCAGGUGGGCUACAGGGUCCAGUACUCCCGCGCGGGCUCGCAGGGCCGCGCGCUGAUCCACACCAUCGCCGAUCGCCACGAGAGGGAGUUCACCGUCGAGGACCUGGAGGAGUGGACCGAGUACGAGGUCAGGGUGCAGGUGGUCAACGGCAUCGGGGCGGGGCCGUGGAGCGCGCCGGUCCGAGGCAGAACCAGGGAGUCGGUUCCGUCCUGCGGGCCCACCAAUGUGUCCGCCUUCGCCACGACCUCCAGCAGCAUCCUGGUGCGCUGGUUCGAGGUCCCCGAGCCCGACAGAAACGGCCUCAUUCUGGGCUACAAGGUGGUGUACAAAGAGAAGGACUCGGACGGCGCCGUCCACCUCUGGACGGUGGAGGGGAACGCCACCCACAGCGUCCAGCUGACCGGCCUGGGGAAGUACGUGCUCUACGAGAUCCAGGUCCUGGCCUUCACGCGCAUCGGCGACGGGCGGCCCAGCUCGCCGCCCAUCCUGGAGAGGACUCUGGACGAUGUGCCAGGACCUCCAGUGGGCAUCCUGUUCCCGGAGGUGCGGACCACCUCGGUGCGGCUCAUUUGGCAGUCGCCCUCGCAGCCCAACGGCAUCAUACUCGCCUACCAGAUCACGUACCACCACAACUCCACCAACAGCAACGCGGCCACCGUGGACGUGCUGAGCCCCAGUGCCCGCCAGUACACGGUGACCAGCCUCAAGGCCGAGGCCACCUACGUGUUCCGCAUCACGGCGCAGACGAGGAAGGGCUGGGGCGAGGCGGCCGAGGCGCUGGUGGUCACCACGGAGAAGAGAGCUCGCCCCCAGCCCACCAGCCGCCCCAUGGUUCCGCAGAGGGACGUGCGGGCUCGCCAGGUGCUGUUGUCGUGGGAGCCGGGCAGCGACGGCCUGUCCCCCGUGCGUUACUACACGGUGCAGCAGCGAGAGCUGCCCGAGAGCAACUGGACGGUCCACUCGGCCUCCGUCAGCCACGAGGCCUCCUCCUACUUUGUAUCCAGGCUGAAGCCCUUCACGUCCUACCAGUUCAGAGUCAAAGCCACCAAUGACAUCGGGGACAGCGAGUACAGCGAGCAGAGCGAGGCCAUCACCACUCUGCAGGACGCGCCCGACGAAGCGCCCGCCAUCCUCUCCGUCACGCCGCACACGACCACGUCAGUGCUGAUCCGCUGGCAGCCCCCCGCUGAGGAGAAGAUCAACGGAAUCCUACUGGGCUUCCGGAUUCGAUAUCGCGAGCUGCUGUACGACCGUCUGCGCAGCUACUCCGCUCACGCCCUCAACAGCAUGUCCACCUGGGCCGAGCUCACCGCCCCGUACAGCAUCCGGAAUCUGAGCGAUUCAACUCUCAACCAGUAUGAGUUGGACAAGCUGAGUAAACACAAGCGCUACGAGAUACGCAUGAGCGUGUACAACGCUGUGGGCGAGGGGCCGACCAGCGCGCCGCAGGAGGUGUUCGUGGGAGAGGCAGUGCCGACAGCGCCGCCCCAGAACGUGGCUAUUCAGUCUGCGACCGCCACUCAGCUGGACGUGACGUGGGACCCUCCACCCGUGGAUGCGCAGAAUGGCGACAUCCAGGGCUACAAGGUUUACUUUUGGGAGUUCCAGCGCAAGAACGAGACGGAGCGUCUCCGGACACUGUUCAUGCCCGAGGGAGGGGUGAAGCUGAAGAACCUGACGGGCUACACCACCUACAUGAUCAGCGUCGCCCCCUUCAACGCUGCCGGCGACGGACCCCGCAGCCCGCCGACCAGGGGGCGCACUCAGCAAGCGGCCCCCAGUGCGCCCAGCUUCAUUCAUUUCAGCGAGCUGACCACCACCUCGGUCAACGUGUCCUGGGGCGAGCCCGCCUUCCCCAACGGCAUCAUCGAGGGCUUCCGCCUGGUCUACGAGCCCUGCACACCUGUAGAGGAGUCCUCAGUGGCCUGUGCCGACUGUCUUCACUCCCCCUCCCCCCCAGGCGUCAGUAAGACAGUGACGGUGGAUGUGAAGGGGAGCGGGCCGCUCUGGCUGAAGCUCAGGGACCUGGCCGACGGCAUCACGUACAACUUCCGCAUCCGGGCCAAGACCUUCAUCCACGGGCCCGAGGUGGAGGCCAACAUCACCACCGGCCCCGGAGAAGGAGCCCCUGGGCCGCCCGGAGAGCCCUUCAUCACACGCUACGGCUCAGCCCUGACGCUCCACUGGACCAGCGGGGACCCGGGACGCGCUCCCAUCACGCGCUACGUCAUCGAGGCCAGACCUUCAGACGAGGGAUUGUGGGACAUCUUAAUCAAGGACAUCCCCAGGGAAGCCACGUUGCACACGUUCAACAUGGACAACCUCAAGCAAGGGGUCAGCUACGACUUCCGGGUAAUCGGAGUGAACGACUACGGCUACGGCUCUCCGAGUCUUCCCUCUCCUUCUAUAUCUGCUCAAAAAGUGGCACCUUUCUACGAGGAGUGGUGGUUCCUGGUGGUGGUGGCGCUGGUGGGGCUCAUCUUCAUCCUGCUGCUGGUCUUCAUCCUCAUUAUCAGGGGACAGAGCAAGAAGUAUGCCAAGAAGUCCGAAUCAGGUAACAACUCCAACUGCAACGCCCUGACGCACGGCGACAUGGUGAGCCUGGACGAGGGCCGCUUCCCCGCCCUGGAGCUCAACAACCGCCGACUCUCCGUGAAGAACUCCUUCUGCCGGAAGAACGGCGUCUACACCAGGUCUCCUCCCAGGCCCAGUCCGGGAAGUCUCCACUACUCCGACGAAGACGUCAGCACCAAGUACAACGACCUGAUCCCCGCGGAGAGCAGCAGCCUGACGGAAAAACCCUCCGAGAUCUCGGACUCACAGGAGGCGCUGGUGUUUUCAUAUGGGACAGGUGGCCUUCAUACACUUCCACUGCAUUUGGGCAGCGACAGCGAGUACGAGGUGGACCCCAACCGACAGAAGACCCACUCCUUCGUCAACCACUACAUCAGCGACCCCACCUACUACAACUCCUGGCGCCGCCAGCAGAAGGGCAUAUCCCGGGCGCAGGCCUACAGCUACACCGAGUCCGAGUCGGGCGACCCGGAGCACUGCGCCCCGCCGCCGCUGCCCCCUCUACCGCCGCUGCCGCCCCAGCUCAGCUCGCCGAGCCCCCAGCCCCAGCAGGCCCAGGGCCAGCCCCAGGGCCCGCACCAGGCCCCGCCCCAGGGCCAGGGCAGCCUGUUUAGGCCCAAAGGUAGCCGGACUCCCACCCCCUCCCAGCAGAGCUCCAACCCCCCCAGCCAGCACAGCACCCUCUACAGGCCCCCGAGCAGCCUAGCCCCAGGAUCGCGGGCCCCGAUUGCUGGCUUCUCCUCCUUUGUGUAAAAAAAAAAAAGAAAAUUCUGAAAAAGGGACAUAGAAAUUUCUGGAAAAUAUCUACCCAACUCGUGUUGAAGGAGAACAUAGCAUUGCAUAACCUGCAGUCGACCCGAUUCAGUCAUUCGGUUUCAGUUUUCUUUCUUUUCAGUACUUUUUAGUUUUCUUUCAUUUCGUAUAUGUUACGUUUCUUAUUCAGGCCUGGACACAUGCGGGACAACGGCAUGAGACCUUGACCUCUAAGAGCACUUCUUUUGUGUGUGUGUGUGUGUAAUGAGUGGAAGUGUCGACUUUCUUUCACCAGUUGAUAAAAUACUUCUCUGCAGCAUCUGCUAACUUUUAUUUAUUUUUUUGCUUAUUUGAACUUAUCGCAUGGCUUUUUUCUUUCUUUCUUUCUUACAUUUAUUUCCCACCUUUUUUUCUUUUUGUCACUUUUUUUCGGAAACACAUUCAAAACGGUAAAUCUCUCUGAUUCUGUACAAAGUCACAAGAAUCUUUGAACAACACACAAACACACAUAUAAAUAUACAUAUAUAUAGUAGAUGUACCUAGAGGACACAAAAUCCCCGUUGACGGAGACUGAAAAGAGGGAGCCAUAUUUGUGGAAGCGGGAAAAAAAGGACAAGUGUUUGUUUGGAUGGCCUGGAUGUAAAUCAAACAAAAAAAUGAUGGAGGAAGAAGAAGAAAUCAAAGACAGACGUGGAUGUGGAAUUAAUGCCAAAUGAAACAAAUUUUAUUGCGUUGGCCGGAAAGAGUUCGAAGCGGGACAUUGGAGGUGAACCCUGCGUCUCCAUGGAAACGGGCUCACUGGCCUUUAGCACACACAAACACACAUUGGACAAGUCGGUCGGACAGCGUUUUUUGGCCGCGGCUGGUCGAAGCGUGGCCGCGCUGUGCCUGAAGGAAUCCUGCGGAUAUAAAUCUGAAAUGAAAAGUGUAUAUCUGUGAUUUGGUCUCUUUAAGUCUUUUUUGUGUGUGUGUGUGUGUGUGAGUGUAUUACAGUGAAUCAAAGAUGCCUUGAUAGAGAAAUAUACUUAUUUAUGAUAUCUGGCACCGGUUUGUGACUGAACUGCUUACGCCCCCCCCCCCCCCCCCGGACUGUGGCAUCAUGAUAGGCCGGCCUGGCGCCACGUCGGCCAUCUUUGAAAUCCUGACAGAUGUGGUUGGGGGCUGUGAAUUCAUUUGCAUACACGACCCAUACUUUUUUUUUUUUUGCUGGCUCUCCAAUACACACACACACACACACACACGUACGUGACGUCAGUCUCAUUCUGCAAACGUCUACUGAAAAGAAAUGCUUUUGAAAACACAAGAGGGUCAAAACUGUCCGAGGCGGUCCCGGGACUGAUGCACGUGUGGGACGCUUUUGCCUGUCCUGCUCAAAUGUGAGCGGAGUGAUGCUGGCUAGAAAGAAAGAGGAUUUUUUUUUCCAUCCUCCCCCCCCCUCGCUGGUCUAACUCUUGUUCCAUCACCGGUCACGAUCGCGGCCCCGGCGCCGAAGCCUGCGCCGAGAGAUGAUGUCAUUGAAUUGCCACCCCCCCCCCCCCCCCCCCCCCCCUUUGUGUAAUCAACUGCUCUGUACUAUUCAGGUGUGAGUGCGCUGUCCCAAAUCGCUAAUAGUGUGUGUGUGUGUGUGUGUGUGUGUGUGUGAUUACACUUCUUGUGCAUAAGCUUUACAGAUCAUUCACUGUGUCUGGUUGUAAAGAGUUCGUCCUGCCCCGGAGUGACGCCGCAUAGGGGUCGGCCCACCGUCCGGCCGCUCGCCCCGCCCCCCGGUGUGCUGCUCAAGACGCUGUAGUGAAGACUCGGUGGUGUGUUCCCUAGUUUCCAUUGUUGGAGAAAAAAAGGACAAAAAAAAUCAUCUGCUUAUUAUUUUUUUUAAUUUUUCUUUUUUCGUCUGUGGGGUGAUUUCAUUGUAUGCAACAAAACGCUUAUCAUUGCAGUAUCUGAAUGAAUAUAUGAUCACAGUACAUUUCUGAAAUAAAUUAUUUUUCAAUGUUA
This is a messenger RNA of Scophthalmus maximus (turbot), 9650 nucleotides long. RefSeq names its product sidekick cell adhesion molecule 2b (gene sdk2b). NCBI's taxonomy places the organism in Eukaryota, Metazoa, Chordata, Actinopteri, Pleuronectiformes, Scophthalmidae. The record is from RefSeq and is a predicted model, not a curated record. Gene Ontology annotation, molecular function: protein binding. Bases 855 to 7658 code for a protein of 2267 amino acids. The transcript has 46 exons.